Molecule: messenger RNA, 423 nt
Organism: Aspergillus aculeatinus CBS 121060
Lineage: Eukaryota; Fungi; Ascomycota; Eurotiomycetes; Eurotiales; Aspergillaceae
Exons: 2
Source: RefSeq, a predicted model, not a curated record
GACGACCAUCUCUUCUAUCUAUGCUGGCGCCGCCAGUCAUGUGACUACUGCCUACAGGGCGAUCUCCCCUGUGGCUGGUGCGCUAUUUCCUCAGCCUGCGUGCCCAAUCCCGCCAGGGUGCCGAUUCUGGCCCCCUUCGGGUCUUCCGAAAUCUGUCCGCUGGGGGCCAAGGAGCGGUGGGAGCUGAGGGCGCUGCCGUUCGGGUGUCAUGUUAGCACCAUUACGUUCCUCACGGGUGUCGGGGGGGUGCUAGGGACGUUGGCGGCGUUUGGGCUGGUGGUGUUUCUGGCGUGGGCGGGGAAGAGGGUGGUUGGGUGGUUGGGGGAGAGGAAGGCUUGUGGUUUUGGGAGUGGUGAGGCUGGUGGUGAGGAUCAGGGUGCUGAUUGGGGUAGUGGUGGUGGUUUGGGGGGUUUGAGGCGGCGG